Molecule: messenger RNA, 2373 nt
Organism: Beauveria bassiana ARSEF 2860
Lineage: Eukaryota; Fungi; Ascomycota; Sordariomycetes; Hypocreales; Cordycipitaceae
Product: RNA recognition domain-containing protein
Exons: 1
Coding region: 1-2373 (790 amino acids)
Biological process (GO): mRNA splicing, via spliceosome
Cellular component (GO): cytoplasmic stress granule
Molecular function (GO): mRNA binding
Source: RefSeq, a predicted model, not a curated record
AUGCAGGACUUGAACGGCUCCGGCCACAAUGGCGGCAACUCGACACGUUUCCCUGGUCACGCCUCCAAACCCUCCAGCAGUGAUACAGGUUUCUCCCAUGGCGCCUUUACCUCCAACGUCUCUGGAUUUGCCGAGAGACACCCUCGCCGAGGCAACAUCCCUUCUCUCAAUACCCAUGUGAACCAGGGUCACGGCGCCAAUGCUUCCGAUGUCGCCUCCCCAGGAACCGCCUUUGAUAUGCAGUUCACACCUCUUCUCCCCUCACAACUUCUCAUGGGAAGCCCCUUCCAACCCGGCAGCCCUGCGGCCUUUGGUAGCCCUCAGUUCCAGUCUCUUUCCGCUUUUCAGGGCUCUCAGCAGCCGCAUCAGGGAAACCAGCAGCACAAUGGCGGCAUGUCGAGCCCUACCCAGCAAAAUAUGUCUCCUCAGCAGUACCACGCCAUGGUUUCACCUUCUCAAUACGGCGCGCCACAGUUCUUCCCGCCUCAGUCUCCCACGGGUGGUUUCAACAUGCAGACCUCGAUGCAGCCUGGCUCACCCGUGCCCAUGAACGGCCCCUCCGCCAGUGGCACGAGCCGAACCGUCUACCUUGGUAACAUUCCCCCCGACACAUCGGCCGAAGAGAUCCUCGGUCAUGUUCGCAGUGGCCAAAUUGAGUCGGUUCGUCUGCUUCCUGAUAAGAACUGCGCCUUCAUCUCCUUCCUCGACGCCAGCUCCGCCACCCACUUCCACUCAGAUGCCAUCUUGAAAAAGCUCUGCAUCAAGGGUCAGGAUAUCAAGGUUGGUUGGGGUAAGGCUUCUCAGGUUCCUACAUCGGUUGCCCUCGCUGUCCAGCAGUCUGGUGCUUCCCGGAAUGUCUACUUGGGCAACUUGCCAGAGGAAGUGACGGAAGACGAGCUUCGCGAGGAUCUCGGCAAGUUCGGUCCAAUUGAUACUGUCAAGCUCGUUCGCGAGAAGAGCAUCGCCUUUAUUCACUAUUUAUCCAUUGCCAAUGCUAUCAAGGCCGUUACGCAACUCCCCCAGGAGCCCAAGUGGCAAGCGCCUCGCCGCGUUUAUUACGGCAAGGACCGCUGCGCCUACGUCUCCAAGACGCAGCAGCAGAACGCCGCUCAAUAUCUCGGAAUUGCCCCUGGCUACGCUCAUAUGCUGACUGGCGCUGACCGCGAUGUCAUCUCCAACGCCUUGGCCCAGCAGUCCGUUGCUGCCGCUGCUGUGGCCACUACUGCGGGGGGUAUCAACAACUUGGGUAACCGCACCAUUUACCUAGGCAACAUUCACCCAGAGACUACAAUCGAAGAGAUUUGCAACGUUGUCCGUGGCGGGCUCUUGCACCAUAUUCGCUACAUUCCCGACAAGCACAUUUGCUUCGUCACCUUUAUCGACCCCACCGCUGCCGCCUCCUUCUACGCCCUGAGUAACCUUCAGGGUCUGAUGAUCCACAACCGUCGGCUCAAAAUUGGCUGGGGCAAGCAUUCUGGUGCUCUGCCACCUGCGAUUGCACUGGCUGUCAGCGGCGGUGCUUCGCGCAACGUUUACGUCGGCAACCUUGACGAAACUUGGACCGAGGAACGUCUGCGUCAAGACUUUUCCGAGUAUGGUGAGAUUGAGCUAGUCAAUACUUUGCGUGAAAAGAGCUGUGCGUUUGUCAACUUUACCAAUAUUGCCAAUGCCAUCAAAGCCAUCGAGGCUAUUCGUGGUCGAGAUGACUACAGAAAGUUCAAGGUCAACUUUGGCAAGGACCGUUGCGGCAAUCCUCCUCGCCAAAUGCAGCAGACUGCCUCGCCGCGCAGUGACGGUGUCGGUUCCCCGCAGGCUGGCAGCUCCCAGAAUGGAAGUUCACCAUCGAAUGACGGCAACCAGCAGUCCGCGGCCCUCUUCAACGCCAACAACAACCCCCUUACCAUGUACCUUAGCCAGCUCUCCCAACAUGCCCACCAACAGCAGAACCAACAGCACCUGCAGAUGGCUGCUCAACAGAAUGCCAUGUUUGGCACGGCCCAGUCUUCUGGAAACGAGCUGGGUCUAGAUAUGCCUCAGCCUCACCUUGGUUCUCAUGGUCAGUCGGCUAGCAUCUCCAAUGGUUACUCCACCGGCCCUGGCGUGACUGGCUCCACAACUAUUGGGGGACUUUUGGCCCCUGGUAGUGGGCGCGGCUCGCACAGCCGUGCUGUGAGCCUGCCGGCUUUCGGUCCUGGUUUUGAGAAUGGCGGCAACAGCCCCAACAGCAUGCAUGGCAGCAACGGUAGCGAGGGUGAGCAGCAGCGACGCGGCCACCAAUACCAGGCUAGCUACGGCGGCAUGGGAGGCAGUGGCUUUGGCCUCGCGAUUCAAAGCGGCCUCAACGGCUGGGCCGAAGAAGAAGUGGCCAAUUAA